AUGGCAGACACCGCAGCUAGCAGCCUUGCGACAUCCUUACUGCGUGGCUGCUGCUUCGAAACAGAUCGGCUCCUUGUGCAAGAGUUCCAGCCAACUUUCUCCCGCUGGCAUUCCGCAGCCGAAUCAAGGGACCACGAGUUCGACAUUGCCUCUGUUGUCGUCGCAUCAGUGCUCACCGAAGAGGUGACCAAGCCACUCCCACCUCAUUGGCAAGGCCCCUAUUCACCAGACAGGGCCAGGCAGUGGAUGUGCGACUUAAUCGAUGAACCCAUGACCACGCUGCUCUUUGCGGUGGCCAAAGAUCGUGGCAGAGAAGAUACCGAAAGAAGUGGGGACCAGAAGGAUGCUUUGAAGAUGGCUUCUGACUCGAUUGUCGGACUAGUGAUUGCUUUCGAAAUGGACGUGGAGGGAUCUGAAUCCCAGAAGGAUAUUCGCUUGGGCUACCUGCUGUCUGAGAGAUUCUGGGGCCGAGGCUUUGCAUCAGAGCUCGUGAAAGGUUUUGUCAGCUGGUGCCGGCAGUUCAAUGAAACCGACACCCCGCAAAUUGCCUCCAUUAUUGGAGGGGUGGCUCGGACGAAUGUGGCAUCCAAACGCGUCCUCGCGAAGAAUGGCUUCCAAAGUCUCAGCGGCGUAGGUCCAUCGGCCGACGGCGAAGAUGAGCCGGAAGAAGAAGAGUUCCAGCUGCAGCUCAUCGGCUGA
Messenger RNA from Symbiodinium sp. CCMP2592, 699 nucleotides. Lineage: Eukaryota; Dinophyceae; Suessiales; Symbiodiniaceae. The record is from the annotation of a GenBank genome assembly.